Messenger RNA from Pseudoliparis swirei, 1663 nucleotides. RefSeq names its product G protein-coupled receptor 182 (gene ackr5). The record is from RefSeq and is a predicted model, not a curated record. Lineage: Eukaryota; Metazoa; Chordata; Actinopteri; Perciformes; Liparidae. The transcript has 2 exons. Gene Ontology annotation, cellular component: membrane. Bases 113 to 1210 code for a protein of 365 amino acids. Gene Ontology annotation, biological process: G protein-coupled receptor signaling pathway. Gene Ontology annotation, molecular function: G protein-coupled receptor activity.
GUCAUCUGGUGUCUGCAGGCUUCAAGCAGAAAAUCUCUCCGGAAGACAGCGCAGCUUCAGGAGGGACCUGGCCUCUUCAUCACCAGAACACUCAUCACUACACGGUACGAUCAUGAGCGGCCACGAGCACAACCUGUCGCUGGACCACUUCAACGGCACCCCGUGGCACAUCUACGAGUGCACCCUCAAGCUGGAGAGUGCUGGAGAGUACCGACGCAUCGCCCUCUUCCUGGUCUACCUCUUCAUCUUCCUGGUGGGCCUGCUGGAGAACGGCCUCGUCAUCUGGGUCAACUGGCGCCGGCGGCACUCCGCCAACGCGGUUCUCUUCUGCAUCAUCAACGUGAGCCUGUCGGACCUGAUGGUGAUCGUCGUCGUGCCUUUCUUCAUGAUGGAGGUGACCAUGGAGAGGGUUUGGCUGUGGGGACGCUUCCUCUGCAAGGUCACCAACCUCAUCUACGUGGUCAACUUCUACAGCAGCUCCUUCUUCCUGGCCUUCAUGACCCUGGAGCGCUACCUGUCCCUGACGAGACCCUCGUUUCCGUCCUUCUUCCCCGUGGCGGGCCGGCGCCGCUGGGUGCUCUGCGGAGGCCUGUGGAUGUUCUCCUUGUUCCUCGGUCUGAUGGAGAACGUCCACGUAGAUCUUCUGGAGAUGGACGAGCCGGGCUGCUACAUGCUGCCCGAGCAGAACUACGCCGAAUGGUUUGUCUCCGUGGCGUUCCUUUGCCUGAUUUUCCAAUUCGUGGGCCCCACCGCCGUCAUCGUCACCUGCAACGUGCUGAUCGCUCGCGCGGUGCAAACGGCACCGGAUGUGCAGGGCCGUCGGGACGUGUGGCUGGUGCACCUGUACUCCCUGGUGUUCGUCAUGUGCUGGCUGCCCUACCACCUGAUCAUGUUCCUGAUCAUCAUAGACGACCUCGAGCCGUCCCUCUUCAGCUGCAACACGGUCGACGUCCUCUACUUCUCGUACAACGUGGUGCAGAGCUUGUCUCUGUUCCACUGCGUCGCCAACCCCAUCCUCUACAACUUCCUCAGCAAGAGCUUCCGCAGCAACCUGAUCAACACGGUGGUGGACCACAUACCCAGAGAGGCCACUGUGGACCAGGUGGGAGCGGGGACCCGGUCCAACGUUCCCAAUGGAGGCGGGUUAGACCCGGGGAAGCAACGCAAGUUGAGUAACGCCAGCACCAGCCAGUCUGAUAUUGGAUCGUAAAAAAAGAAGAAGCUGAGAUGAGAAAAAGUGACGCGUCAGAAGUCAAUCCAGUCGUGGUGCUUCAGAUGCAUAGAUUGUACGAUUUUGCACGAAAACGGAAUUGCAACAUUCAAACGCUAUUUUGCCCUGCAAGACUGAAUUUCUUUCAAAUAAACAGAACAACGAUCGCAACAAUGAACAAACAUUAAAUAAAGAACAAAAUCCCUGAGAAAAUGUCACGUGUGUGCUGAACUCCGCUCCGGCCACGCCCCCCUGAUCAACGGCGCACAUUCACUCCCUCGUCGCCUGCAAAUAAUGUUUUUUUUGUUUUCUGUUCUGUUGAUGGCUGGCAAACAACAAUCUUAGAAGGUCUGGGUCACUUGUGGCACAUAUUAUUCACUAAUGUUAAGCAAUCAAUCUACCUGAACAAAAUGAGACAAAACGGAAUAAAACGGAAUUCACCAAAAUGUGAAA